CUUUACUCCUGUAAAAGGAUUUUGCGAUCUAUAAAGCCGUUUUAAAGAACGAGCUUUGAUUGUAAUUGUCGGUAUCCAGGAUCCCUUUAAGCACCGACGAGAUACUAUUAAAGACCGACAAGGGGAUCCUGCGAUGCAGAGUGAGUUUAAUCGGAGGAUCACGUUAAUCGGAGACUGUGAUACCGGCCCCUAGAGAUGGUGAAUCGCGAUCUCAAAAUUUCUGCGCAUUCCAAAAAUCAUCAAAAAAAAAGUGUUACAACCUUUCCGUGAACGUAUGUAUGUACGUACAUACAUACAUAUACAGUCACGAGACGAUCAACGACAGGUCAGGCGGGCUCGCGGAAUCCACUCGUUCCGCGCCAAAAGUCGUCGUUCUUCCUUCGACCAAUGUCGUCUGACCGAUGAAUGGAAUGGGAGAGAAGAUGGACGCCUUGACGUUGGGCUCGCACAGCUCUUUCCGCUAUUGCGAACAUGGGGAGCUACCGGAUUAUUGCUGGAAUGGGAAGAUACAUUUCCCUACAACCGGGAACUUUCUCCGAUAGGAAGCAAUGGUCCAAGCAGUUUGGCGAGUGGAUACACAGUCCAGGAGGCUAGACACAUCUUGCAGAUAGCAGGCGAUUGCGGCUUGGCGGUUGUCCCAUUGGUACAAACUUUCGGUCAUAUGGAGUUUAUCUUAAAACACGAUGAAUGGAGAUCGCUGCGCGAGGUGGAACCUUUUCCAAGUUCUAUCUGCCCGUCAAAUCCAAGAACUCUUCCUAUGGUGAAGUCGUUGAUACGUCAGAUCGUUAGCUUUCAUCCUGACAUACAGUAUCUGCAUAUAGGCUCUGACGAAGUAUGGCACUUGGGCCUUUGUUCUGUCUGCACUAAGCGAGCAGCAGCCAGCAAAUAUGGCAAAUCAUCGUUGUACCUGGAACAUAUUCUGGCGAUAGCCCAAUACAUUCAGGAAACUUAUCCAUACUUAAAGAUCAUUAUCUGGGAUGACAUGCUGAGAUCGAUAGACUUACAGGUUUUGAACGAACAUUACAUCGGCAAAUACGUAGAACCCAUGGUGUGGCAUUACAAUCCCAGAGACAAUUUUGCAUUACCCGAUGGAUUGUGGGAUAAGUACAGCGCGGUCUUUCCCAAUAUCUGGGCGGCAACCGCGUUCAAAGGAGCUACCGGCUCCACACAACACAUUCCUAUAAUUCGACAUCACAUAAGUAAUCACGAGAAAUGGCUGGAGGAGCUGGGAGUUCACGUGAGUAAGGUGCACGAAUUUCGUGGUACAGCAUUCACCGGCUGGUCAAGGUAUGAUCAUUAUGCCACAAUGUGUGAAUUGUUGCCCACGGCGAUACCCUCGUUAGCUUUAUGCUUGAAAGUUUGGCUCUACGGCUAUUCGGAGCAAACGCACACGCAGGUUGCAAAGAGCUUGGGAUACAUCGAUCACCCGUUGCAUAUAACUCCACAGCUCAGACCAGUCUCAAUUCCCAGUAAUUUGUUCUUUCCUGGAUGGCAAAUAGCCGUGGGCAUGGAGUGGUUUCUCAACUUCAGGAUAAAAUUUCACAAUAUUGUCAGCAGCGAUCAGAUCAUGACGUGGAUGAAUCCGUGGCAGGUGGCGAACAAUUACACAAAUCCCAUGCAACUGGAGAAUUUGGUGCCUGCUUUUACGGAAUUAUUAUUGGAAUUGUCUUCUUUGGAAGGUUAUCUGCGAGUUCAGAUGGAAGCGGUUUUUUUCUCAUCGAUGAUCGAAGAGUGGAUAGGCACCAAUGUUCAGCCAAUGAAAGUAAAGUUGAUAGAGCUGAAACAGACUACCGAGAAUCAGUUGAAAAUAAAUAGUCGCGUGUAAUAGCUCUUUUGCUUGAAAAAUCGGCGAUUGGAUUUCGAACGUAUAAUCUACGAUUUUAAAAAGCAAUGGCCUAGUUUACACCGAUCUCUUGAUACGCGUAUCAUAUAGUAUAUUUGAACUGAUCAGCCAAUAAUCAGACUUAUUUACUAGUUAUUUACUAUUUAAUACGCGUAUCAAGUGAUCGGUGUAAACUAGGCCAUUCACGAUCACUAACGAUUGGAAAAUCGAGUAUUUCUUGGAUGAAAUUAUUUUUGUAUAUAGUAAGUCGCUAUUCAAAGUAGUAGACAAUUUGAUAUUAUACAGGGUGUCUAGUAAUUUUUUACAAUGCCGAAGAAUGAAAGUAGAUUGGCUCAAACUGAAAAGAAGUGUUAUGUACCAUUUUGCGAAAUUCGCAAUAGUUAUUGAGUUAUUAAUUAAACUGUCUAAGCUAAUGUGCGCUUAAAAAGCGAUAGGCUGGACUCGGCAAGCACGUAAAAUGUCGUGAGUCGUUUGCCGCUCGCUGUGUGACUCCAUCUCUUGCUAUAGAUGAUGAUCACCGCUCACCGUUGCUAAGCUGUCUAUCGCUUUUCAUGCGCUCAUUUGCUUAGUUUAAUAACCAAUAGUUAUUAUGAAUAAAAUUUCACAAAAUGGUACAUAACAUUUCUUUUCAGUUUGAGCCAAUCUACUUUCAUUCUUUGGCAUCGUAAAAAAUUGCCGAACACCCUAUAUAUACAUCACUGAAAAAAAUAAAAAGAACAUAGUUUUCUAAAGAAGAGAUGAAUUAUUUUAAUAUUGCGAGAGAACUUUUGUCGAUAUAUACAAGAUGCUCUGUGAUAUCUUGGCUAUGAAAGGGUAACUACGGUUAAAUUAUUAAAUAAUAUUUAAUAAUUAAGGGACAAACUGAUAUUUAACCCCUUAGUUUUACUUUAGAUGCAUGCAAAUAUCAAUUUUUAAUAAGCAAGUGUCUCUUUCCUAGCAUAGACUAACAAGAUAGUGAAAUUAAUAAACUUGAAAUAAGAAAACAAAUACAUGUAACAUGUACUGUGAAAGAUAACACAUCUUUGCUUAUAAAUAUCGUUUAUAGCCUUUUUUAUGUAAAUAAACAUGCAAUAUGUAAUUUAUA
Molecule: messenger RNA, 2927 nt
Organism: Temnothorax curvispinosus
Lineage: Eukaryota; Metazoa; Arthropoda; Insecta; Hymenoptera; Formicidae
Product: hexosaminidase D-like
Exons: 8
Coding region: 275-1825 (516 amino acids)
Biological process (GO): carbohydrate metabolic process
Molecular function (GO): hexosaminidase activity
Source: RefSeq, a predicted model, not a curated record